UUUUCAGGGAGCUUUAAAAUUUUCUUUGAAAACAAUAUUAUAUAAAAUAAUAUCUGAUUUUUUUCAAAGAUGAUGAUAUCCCAUCCACGAGCGCUGCAGCAGUAAUGUGUCAUGAUGCUACACGACAGUGGAAUAUUGUGAAAAUGGUUAAGUACUUGGGCACACAUGAACAGUGUGUAGCAUUUGCAGAGGUAAACGGUUUGUUGCCAAAAAGCCGACUUUGUCCCAUGCACAAAACCCAAAUGGCAUUGCACAAACGCCACCCAGUAGGGUUCUUUAAGUGUUCCAGGGGCAAUUGUAGGACGAAGUCCCUUAUUUCAAGGGCAGCGGGCACGUGGUUCGAAGGCAUCAGAUUAAGCUUUCCACAAGUGUUUUAUCUGAUGUACUGCUUUACCCACUGCUUUACGCGGGAAAGUAUUCAUAGGGAAGAUUAUGCGAGCGUUGGAAGGAAAUUCUCAUCUGCCACUAUCUCCGACUGGUAUAGCUACUGCAGGGAAGCAGUAGUUAUAUUUCAGUUAGACCACCAAGAAUUCAAAGGGAAGAUUGGUGGUCCAGGUAAGAUAGUGCAGAUUGAUGAAAGUAAAUUCGGGAAACGGAAAUACAACAGAGGUAAUAAUAACAAUUUAUAUGAAGACGCGUUAGAGGGUCAUUGGGUGCUCGGGAUGAUAGAGGAUGGCAGCGAGGACCUCAGACUGGAGGUAUGCCCUGAUAAUGUACGUUCCGCUGAGGUCCUCAUUCCUCUCAUACGUAAACAUGUGCAGGAAGGAACAACAAUAAGGACCGAUUUUUGGCGUGCGUAUGAAUGCCUCCCUGAUUAUGGUUACACCCACGAAAAAGUUAACCAUAGCGACCCUGGCAAUCCGUUUAUCGCCGAGGAUGGCACACACACCCAAAGAAUAGAGUCACAUUGGCGUGUAGUGAAAAGGUUUUUCUAUAAAGACAACUAUAACAAUCCGGCAAACUUUGCUGAUGUUAUAGUAGAGUUUUUAUGGAGGCGAGAAAUAGAAAAAAAAAAUACAGACCCAUUUAAUUCACUACUGGGCAAACGUGAGUAA
Molecule: messenger RNA, 1055 nt
Organism: Bactrocera dorsalis (oriental fruit fly)
Lineage: Eukaryota; Metazoa; Arthropoda; Insecta; Diptera; Tephritidae
Exons: 3
Coding region: 105-1055 (316 amino acids)
Source: RefSeq, a predicted model, not a curated record